Messenger RNA from Polypterus senegalus (gray bichir), 620 nucleotides. RefSeq names its product histone H2B 8-like. Gene Ontology annotation, molecular function: structural constituent of chromatin; DNA binding; protein heterodimerization activity. NCBI's taxonomy places the organism in Eukaryota, Metazoa, Chordata, Cladistia, Polypteriformes, Polypteridae. Gene Ontology annotation, cellular component: nucleosome. The transcript has a single exon. Bases 205 to 582 code for a protein of 125 amino acids. The record is from RefSeq and is a predicted model, not a curated record.
AAAGCUCAAAUGCAAAAGUGUGCGCUAAGUCUAUCCCAUCCAUUACGACAAAGGGCCGUGCCUGAAAUCAUGGAAACUACUCCUCCUCCCUUUUCGUCGUGGCCACGUCAAAUGUCGCACCGUCUGGUAUUUACAUGACUGCCUUUAAAAGCAGAAACCCGGGAAGUUGCGGCAGUUAGACUCUUGCCGCUAUAACUUACAAUUAUGCCUGAACCUAAAACCGCCCCUGCUCCUAAGAAAGGCUCGAAGAAAGCCGUUUCUAAGAGCCAGGCGAAGGGUGGAAAGAAACGCAGAAAGACUAGGAAGGAAAGCUAUUCCAUCUACGUGUACAAAGUGCUGAAGCAAGUUCACCCCGACACUGGUAUUUCUUCGAAAGCGAUGGGCAUCAUGAACUCGUUCGUGAAUGACAUUUUCGAGCGCAUCGCCGGUGAGGCUUCUCGCCUUGCUCACUACAACAAGCGUUCGACCAUCUCUUCCCGGGAGAUCCAGACUGCUGUGAGGCUCCUGCUACCGGGAGAGCUUGCUAAGCACGCCGUGUCCGAGGGCACUAAGGCAGUUACCAAGUACACCAGCUCCAAGUAAAUGCCUACUUAAAACCAACGGCUCUUUUCAGAGCCACC